Messenger RNA from Lactuca sativa (garden lettuce), 1195 nucleotides. RefSeq names its product putative carboxylesterase 2. Gene Ontology annotation, molecular function: hydrolase activity. The record is from RefSeq and is a predicted model, not a curated record. NCBI's taxonomy places the organism in Eukaryota, Viridiplantae, Streptophyta, Magnoliopsida, Asterales, Asteraceae.
CCAUCAUAUAUUAAUUACUAAAAUAUGUUUUAUUCAACAACUACUACACUUUUUAUAUUUUUUUAUAACAUAUGUUAAUAUUAGUAUAUAUUUACAAUUACAAUUACCGAUUAUUUAUACUAUGAUUAUGGUUAAAGCAAGCUUCCAUUUACAUUACUUCUACUCUCUCAAAAAUUUCCGCAGAUGGAUUCAUCACCGAAUCAGAUCGUUAAAGAAAUUCCGAGAGUCAUUCAAGUAUACAAAGAUGGCCGAUUCAAGAAACUCUCCGGCACCGACACCGUUCCCGCCGGCGUUGAUCCAUCCUCCGGCGUCCAAUCCAAAGACGUCAUCAUCUCACCUGAAACCAACCUCUCCGCCAGGCUUUACCUUCCCAAAACCCCCACCAAAAAACUCCCCCUUCUGAUAUACUUCCAUGGCGGUGGAUUCAUCACCCAAACCGCCGCAUCCCCCUUCUACCAUAACUUCUUAAACCUCAUCGCAGCGGAGUCCAACGUCGUCAUAGUUUCCGUUGACUACCGAACGGCGCCGGAGCAUCCCGUCCCCACCUGCUUUGAAGAUUCCUGGGAAUCAAUCAAAUGGGUCGCCGGAAACUGCCCGGACACUUGGCUAAAUGACUUCGCCGAUCUUGAAAAUGUAUUCUUCGCCGGUGACAGCGCCGGUGCUAAUAUCGCCCACCACAUGGCUAUCCGGGUCGGGUCAGAAAAUCCGAGAUUGAGCAUGAACCUACGGGGUACUGUCUUGCUCCACCCGUAUUUUUGGGGAGAAGAUCGAAUCGGGUUUGAAGAAGAACACCCAUGGAAGGCUUUAAUUGAAGAUAUGUGGAUCUUUGCCUACCCGGGAGCAAGUGGGUUGGAUGAUCCGCUUAUUAACCCGGAUAAGGAUCCGAAGGUAUCGGAUCUUGGAUGCUCCAAGGUACUGGUUUGUGUUGCCGAGAAAGAUGUAUUGAAGGAUAGAGGAUGGUAUUAUAAGGACAUUUUGGGCAAAAGUGGGUGGAAUGGAAGUAUCGAGGUUAUUGAGGAGAAAGGGGAAGACCAUGUGUUUUUCCUAUUUAGCCAUUCUGCAGAUAGUUCUUGUACAUUGCGCAUGAGAAUUUGUACUUUCAUCAAUCAGAUCGAUAAGUAACCUAAUCAUGUAAUUAGUGAAUGACAAAUGUCUGUCAAUAUAAUAGAAUAAAAAUAUGAUAUUGUUUGGUGUU